Messenger RNA from Cuscuta epithymum, 1105 nucleotides. Lineage: Eukaryota; Viridiplantae; Streptophyta; Magnoliopsida; Solanales; Convolvulaceae. The record is from the annotation of a GenBank genome assembly.
GGAAGUUUAUGAUCUGAAAUUUUCUCAUCUUAUUUGGGAUCGGCUUCAGAAAAGAUUUAUGUCUGCUUGUAUUUCUCGAUCCAUAGAACUCAAAAGGUUGCUGUCUCAUAUGAAAAAGAAGGACUCUCAAACUAUGGAUCAAUACUUGUUAGAAAUUAAACUCCUAGCAGAUUCUUUAGCCGCUAUUAAUGCUCCAGUCAGUGGGCGAGAUCAAAUCGAGUAUGCUAUACUUGGGUUGGGACGUGGUUAUGAAUCGGUUCUCAAUAACAUUGAUCAAUUACCGGGAAUUCCAAGCCUUGAAGACCUUCGUCCCAUCCUACAAGCGCAGGAGCAACGCAACCUAUUUUUCCAAGCCCAAGAAUCAGCUCCUGUACAUCAGGCCUUCGCUGCCCCCUGCAGCUCCAGCAGUCCGAGGGGGUGCCCCACGUGGCGGUGGUGGACACCCGCGUGCUCCAGGUGGUCGGGGAAACCGAGCAGGCCGAGCUCGUGGCGGCCGGGGUCGUGGCGGUGGCCGGGGAUAUUUCCAGCAGCUCUAUACAGGCUAUCCUCCGCAGGCAGCAGCCCCAAUACCGAGGGCACCAGCAUUUUCAGGGCAGCCAGGUUUCCCGUCUGUGGAUCAGUCCUAUCAGUCACCUCCCCCUCCAGUUGUUUGUCAGUUGUGUUUUUCUCCAGGUCACUCAGCUCUUCAGUGCUCUCGUUUCACUACAUCGCAUACCCCGGCUCUUGCUGCAUUACCCACUGGUGAAACAAAUGAUUCAGUCUGGUAUCCUGACUCUGGGGCCUCUGCUCAUAUGACUCCUCACGAAGGACAAUUACACGGGGGAGCUUCUUCUUCAGGCACUUAAUAAAGAUCAUGUUUAUCCUUUUCAUGCACUUCAAGCCCGUGUAGUACCUGGUCCAAUCUGGCACAAGCGUUUGGGGCAUUGUGGUGAUAGAAUACUUGGUAGACUUAGGCAGCAUAAAUUAAUUUCUACUUCCUCCUCUUUUGUUCACGAUUGUGUUUCUUGUAAACUGGGUAAAUCCCACAGACUUCCUUUCAGUGAUGUUACUCAUGACUCUACUGCACCAUUACAAAUUAUUCACUCUGAUGUUUGGCAGUCGCCAG